This is a messenger RNA of Symbiodinium necroappetens, 3849 nucleotides long. The record is from the annotation of a GenBank genome assembly. Lineage: Eukaryota; Dinophyceae; Suessiales; Symbiodiniaceae.
AUGGCCGCGGCCCUAGAAUCGGUCCUGCAAGACCUUGGCCACGACGAGGGUACCAGCAGGAGAAGCAUCAAGAGAGCCCGAGACGAUGAGAUCGACAUCAACACAGAUUUCGGUCAUUUGUUGGGGCACAUUGAGGUCGAUGUGCAAGACAAGAAGGAAAUCAAGAAGCAGCAACUGCCGAUCCUCAACAUUCGUGCCUUCCUGGCACAUCUUGUCUCAGAACCUGGCAUGGCAGCCUUCUUCACGAGACGACAUGCUGCAAUGCCAAGCUCGGCUGAGAAGCCGUGGCGAAUCUGCCUGUACUGCGAUGAAAUUACACCAGGAAAUCAGCUACGAUCAACAAAUCAAAGGAAAGUCCAUGGUUAUUACAUGAGCUUUAUCGAGUACGGGCCGGCAGCCCGCUGUCAAGAGGAGUCAUGGUACUGCCUUUGCCUUUGUAGAAGCCAGCUGGUGAACAAGAUCCAGGGCGGCCUCUCGGCCUUAACACAUGCCAUCGUGGCCAUGCCUGACUUUUCAGCACUGCAGAAUGGUUGCCUGCUCACCAUGCCCAAUGGCGACAAGCUUAUGUUUUUUGCUCGCAUCGACACCUUCCUUGCAGACGAAAGUGCUAUCAAGUUCGUCUUCGAUCUUAAAGGUGCUUCAGGCAUUUUGCCAUGUGGUCUGUGUGCCAACGUCGUGGGGAAGACUGGGGUGGAGCAACACGACACUUCUGGGUCUCUCUGCACGAUUGCAUGCACCGAUGUUCGUCGCUUCAUUUUGAGGACGGACGAUGACAUAUAUCAGGCACACGAACAGAUGCAAGCGAGGCAUGGGCGAUGCUCGCAGGCCCAAUUCGACCAGAUGCAGAAAGCUUGUGGCAUCAAUUUCAACAUGAACGGUGUGAUCGCAAAGAAAAGCCUUCCCAUGGUGCAAACAUGUAUGUAUGACUUCAUGCACAUCUAUUUGGUGCAUGGCCUCUUUCAUCUAGAGGCUGGCUUGCUGCUGCCACAGUUAUACAGUGCAGGUUGCUCACCAGGGGCCAUCUUGGAUUUCAUGAAGUCCUUCAGCUGGCCUCAGAACCAGCAGGGGGUCAUCAAAGAAACUCUUCAGUGCUUCCAGAAGAAAGUCGACAAGAAUGAGGGCUUCAAAGGCAGUGCUUCCCAAUGCUUGAAUGCCUAUCCCUUACUGAGAGCUUAUGUGCUCAGCUUGGCUCCUGCAGGGUUGGGUGCACAGGUGAAGAAAGCUUGCAAGUCGUUUCUGAACUUGUGUCUCGUGCUUGACAUGCUCAUGGAAGGGAACCGAGGCCUGCCGCUUAUCCCAGCAGAACUCCAGAGGCUCAUUGUUCAGCACUGCCAAGGGUUUAUAGAGGUGUAUGGGCCCGACCAUGCCAUCCCCAAACUCCACUAUUCGAUGCACCUGCCGAUGAUGCUUGAUGCGAAGAAGACACUGAUUUCUUGUUUCACCCAUGAAAGGAAACACCGAAUGAUAAAGCUGUUUGCCAACCACUUGAACAAUCCAGGCUCCUGGUACGAGGGCUCUGUUAUGAAGGAGUGCUUGGGCAAGCUCGUCCUUUCAAUGUCGAGUGGACCAUGCACCAUGGAAGCACACCUCAUCUCGCCAAAACUGGCAAAUGACGAGCUGCUGCAGAUGCUGGUGCAGGUUUUCGGCAUGGCAAGUGCUCAUAAUGCCCAGGCCGCAUCCAAGGCUCAGGUGGCACCCGGCCAGGUUUGUUCAAGAGGCGACUUCGUCCUUUUGAGAGCCGGCGGUGUUGCAGAGGCCUGGUUGUUCUGUCGGUUGGGCACUGGAGAGCUGCUUGUGUUGCUCAGCGAGCUCGAGGCUUGUGGGCGAAACAUGUUUAAAAAGAAAGCAGACAAUGCCCGAUUCCUGGAGGUGGUUGAAAUCAAGAGGGCUUGCCUUGUCAAAGGACUGGCAGCCGACACGGUGCAGGUGGCGGAAAUCGAUGCCCUGGUGAGCCACACACAGGGCGGGGACUUCCUCGUCAAGAAUGUGCAGCAGAUCUUCGCUCUGUUGGAGAAACAUGGACUCAUGACACACAUGAGGAUUCCCCCGCAAUUCGUCGGUGUGCACCCGAAGAACCGCGACGGGGCUUGCUUGGUGGCGGAGGACGUCCACGAACUCCUCGAGUCCAUCGCCCAGGUCGGCUUCGUUCCAAGCCGUGUGCAUGCAAUCGCCAUUGAGGUCUCCGGCCCUGAGGAGUUGGAGUUGAAUGAGAGGUUGGUGACCUCUGCGGCUGGGCGACUCGGUACCAUCGACAAGAGUCGCCUGAAGGCUCUCAGCCUGUCUGCAUCCCACACCAAUUGGGCCCUGAGAUUGGUGGCCUGUGGAGCCAUGCAUGAGUCGACCUUGCUGUCCAAUCAACAAGGCCACCUGUCGUUGGAAAGGGUUCGAGAGCGAGACCCGACGAUGGCAGACCAUGUGGAAUCCGGGCUUGAGUGGCGAGUGAUCAGCAAGGAGGUCGGGAGCACCUGGCCUGCUCUGUUAGAGAUGAUACAGGCUUCCUAUAAUGCAUCCCUCCAAAAAACAGAAAGCGAACUCCAACUACUCCGUCGAGUCUGCACUUUGGUGGCCCGGCAAGGCCACAAGGCCGAGUAUGCCCUUGUCAAGAAGCAAGCUCUCGCCUCGAAGCAAGCCAUGAUCAAGUUGGCUCUCACAGGCCAUGUGCUGACACCUACGGCCAUGAAGAAGAUCUUCACAAAGGACACACUCCCAAAGGCGAUCGCAGCAAAUCGUUGCAUGUCCAUGAUCAGGGAGCUGCUGCAGAAUGGUGGCGGUCCGAGCAUCGAACACCCGGACUAUACCAGAGUCGUGAAUUUGCUCGGGGUAGCAGAUGGCAACAUGGCCAAGGUCGUGCUGGGCAUGCAGCCUGGCGAUGGCGAGAAGAAGUACGGAGCCGCCGAGAGUGUUGCUCACGACACGGUUGUCAUCCUUAACAGCAUGUUGGGACUAAGCAUGACUUCGCCUUGGGCAUUGCAAGCUGAAGAGACAAAGGUAGCAACAGGCCAAAGCAGCAGCAGUUCCCAUGAAAGGAUGCGAGAGCUCAACCCAGACGGCUCCCUCAAGAACCCUUCCGAUCUGCUCGCUGAUUCCGGCUUCGUGCAGGAUGCCUUCUGCCGAAGGAGGAAGGAUAAGAUGGAGUGUGUCAUCAUGCAAGCGAAAGCACCUCAUGUUCAGCUGAAGGAGCUGAAGACUGGUGGCCUCAUGAAGGUUAGCAUGGAUGAGUUCAUCUCAGGCCAGUGGGUGGUGUUCAAGCCCAAAGCCGAGGCACAGGUUUUGGACCAGCUGGAGAAUUUCGGCCCUGCAGCUUCCCCCGACUUCCAAGCAUGCAGCAUCGUUGCAGCGAUCCACUCCGAGGUGGCCCGAUUGGUUGGUCAUCACUCGUCUGAUGAGGUUUGCAAGAGUUUGCAGCUCCAGAUGAAGCCAUUUAAGUCUGUGAUUGCUAAAGCAAACUUCGCCAAGAACAAGCUGGUGCUUGUUCCAUUCACAUUCAAGGUCCUGAUGCGAGAGAAGAAGUCGGAUCCAGUCUCGGGGGCCGUCCAGGUCGUCGUGCCAUCUUGGAAGAUGGACAAUCGCGAGUUUUGGCUUGUGUCCUGCAACCAGGCUCCCAAGGAAGACGACGAUGGCAACACCCUCACGAAGGGCUUCAUCUCGCCAUUUUUCGCGAUUGCAGGGCAGGAGGAGGAGGACCUCGUGAACAUGACAUCCUUCAUGUCAGGGAAUAGCCAGAGCAUCGUCAGAUUCCCCAUGCUGAAGAACAGCAAGGCAAUCUCGGCUGGCGAUCAUUUGUGCACAUUGCGAGUGAAGGAGAAGGCUGAGUCGAAGGCUCCUCCUGCUAAGAAGGCCAAGAAGUGA